Emiliania huxleyi CCMP1516 is the source of this 1170-nucleotide messenger RNA. RefSeq lists its product as hypothetical. Gene Ontology annotation, cellular component: cytoplasm. NCBI's taxonomy places the organism in Eukaryota, Haptophyta, Isochrysidales, Noelaerhabdaceae. The transcript is spliced from 6 exons. Bases 1 to 1170 code for a protein of 389 amino acids. Gene Ontology annotation, molecular function: cysteine synthase activity. The record is from RefSeq and is a predicted model, not a curated record.
AUGCUAACUUAUUUUGGCGCGGCCACCGCCACGGCCGGUCUCGCGUGCGUCGCCCUCCUGUUGUUGCGGAGUCAGCGCCGCCGGCCUCGGCGCGACGACAGCGUCGCCUCCAACGCGCUCGAUCUGAUCGGCAACACGCCGCUGCUGGAGUUGCCGUCCCUCUCGGCGGCGACCGGCUGCCGCGUGCUCGCCAAAGCUGAGUUCCUCAAUCCGGGCGGCAGCGCCAAGGACCGGGUGGCGGCCGCGAUUGUCGCCGAGGCCGAGGCGGCUGGCGCACUGCGCGAGGGCGGGACGGUCGUCGAGGCGACGGCCGGGAGCACCGGCAUCUCCCUCGCCCUGGUGUGCGCCGCCAAGGGCUACCGCUGCCACCUCGUCGCCGCAGACGACGUGUCGCCUCAGAAGCGCGAGCUCAUCACCGCGCUCGGCGCGACGCUCGAGCUGGUCCGGCCUGCCGCGAUCGCGGACGCGGCGCACCCGGUCAACGUGGCGAGGGCGCGCGCCGCCGCCCUCGGCGACGGCUCCAUCUUUGCCGACCAGUUUGAGAACCUGGCAAACACGCGCGCGCACGAGGCGGGGACGGCGGCUGAGAUCUGGGCGCAGAGGAGCCGCGAGUGCCACACACGGCUAGAUUGGCCGACGCGCGGUACCGUCGAUGCCUUUGUGAUGGGCGCUGGCACCGGAGGCACGCUCGCCGGUGUCUCGCGCACGCUCAAGCGGCGGAAAGCCGACCCCAGAAGCAGAAUACCACGCAGGAAGCCGUCGGUGCGCGUCUUCCUCGCCGACCCGCCGGGCUCGGCCCUCUUCCACCGCGUGGAGCACGGCGUGCUGUAUGCGCCGCAGCAGCAGGAGCGGACGGCGCGCCGGAACCGGUACGACACCAUCAUGGAGGGCGUCGGGUGCGACCGCCUCACCGCCAACUUCGCGGCCGCUCGAAUCGACGCCGCGUUUCGUGAGUCGUGUGCGAUGGCGCGGCGGCUGCUGCGGGACGAGGGGCUCUUCGUCGGCGGCUCCGCCGCGAUGAAUUGCGUCGGAGUGCUGCGUGCUGCGGAGGUGUUGCCGCCGGGCAGCACGAUCGUCACUGUGCUGUGCGACGGCGGGCAGCGGUACCUGCACUCGGUGUGGAGGGAGGAGCGGAGGCGGGAGGGCGAGAGCUGCGCACAGUGUGGUUAG